Molecule: messenger RNA, 978 nt
Organism: Vidua chalybeata
Lineage: Eukaryota; Metazoa; Chordata; Aves; Passeriformes; Viduidae
Gene: TSTD3
Product: thiosulfate sulfurtransferase like domain containing 3
Exons: 5
Coding region: 16-621 (201 amino acids)
Cellular component (GO): mitochondrion
Molecular function (GO): thiosulfate-cyanide sulfurtransferase activity
Source: RefSeq, a predicted model, not a curated record
GCCGAGGGAGCCGGGAUGGGGCUCGGGGGCUGGUGGCGGGCGGCGCGGGCCCUGCGGGCGGCGGGCGGCGGCUGGAGCCGGGCGGCAGCGCCCGGCCCCACCUGCCGCAGCCUCUGCGCCGCCGCGGCGCCCAGCCUCUCCUACCAGGAGCUCAAAGACUUGAAGAAGGCCAACGUCCUUCACAUUGACGUGCGGGAGAGGUGGGAGAUCGACAGGUUUGGGAAAAUCCCGGAGUCCAUCAACAUACCGCUGGGUGAAUUAAUGGAAGCUCUACAAAUGGACCCAACGGAGUUCAAGGAGCAGUAUAAUCAAAAAAUGCCAUCCAAGUCAGACCCUGUGGUUUUCUCCUGUUUGGCAGGAACAAGGAGUAAACAAGCACUUGGUUUUGCCAUGUCCUUGGGUUUCAGCAGAACUGGCAACUGUUUCAUUGAUCCAGCUACUAUUUCUUGCGUGAUGCUUGAGCUCCAGCAUGUCAUUUGGAAGAGUUACAGAACUCACUGCAUGGAAGCAGGCAGUAUUAGAGCAAAAGGAAUGUCCAUCUGGCUCAUUGAAGCUAGAGUUCAGCAGUAUGCUGGUGGCUUUGAUGACUGGGUAAAACAUGAACCUCCAGAAAAGAAAUGAAGAUGACAGCCCCAUCCCUUAUGCUAUCAAGGCUUCAGGAUGGUUUGUAGGUUUCAGCAAACCACAUGCAUUCCACUUGCACAAUAAAGCUCACUACUGGCUUCUUGUGUAAACGGACAUUCACCUUCAAACAGCCUGUGCAUAUCAACUGCUUGGUUUAAAUUAUGCCCAAAGACUAUGACACAAACAGAAAACAUUCAAUUUGCUCAACCUUUCAACCUUUACUUUGGGUUAUAUUUUUGGUGGAUGCAUGUGAAGAGAACCUAAGUGCAGAUUAUGUUUACUUUUUUUGUAUGAUGUAGUUUAUGACUGUUUGAACUAAUGAUGACAGGACAAAUAAAAUUAUUAUUUCUCAAA